Molecule: messenger RNA, 2253 nt
Organism: Limulus polyphemus (Atlantic horseshoe crab)
Lineage: Eukaryota; Metazoa; Arthropoda; Merostomata; Xiphosura; Limulidae
Product: protein timeless homolog
Exons: 15
Coding region: 3-1955 (650 amino acids)
Biological process (GO): replication fork arrest; DNA replication checkpoint signaling; DNA repair
Cellular component (GO): replication fork protection complex
Molecular function (GO): DNA binding
Source: RefSeq, a predicted model, not a curated record
UAAUGACUUCAUCAAAGAUGUUUGCUACGACUAAAGUAGUCCAGUCUUACGUCACUCUGCUGUCCGGAUAUCAGAAGAACACGCCGCAUACGAAUCAUUGUAUAGUUAAGAUGUUACACAGGAUUGCCUGGGAUUGCAGAAUGUACGGAUUGUUAUUUCAGGCUUCGGCGUUCCGGAUCUUCCAGAAUAUUAUGCACGAUCCUCAGAGACGCGAGGCAGGUUCGGUUAAGGAGUUGGCGAAAUUUGCAAAGUUCAUCGUUGAGAAGUUCUUCGAGUGUGCCCAGAAGAACAAGAAGGUUUUUAUGGAGAUGUUGUUCUGGAAAAAUUCGCGUGAGGUUUACGAAAUUCAAGAAGGUUACGGAAGUUUUGACAAGAAACAAUCUGCCAGAGUGCUAUGGACUGAAGAACAAGAAGACGAGCUCCAAAGGUUGUACGAACAAUACAAAGAUGUCAGGGAAGGAGAUAAAGACGUAGCAGACUUGAUCGUGGACAACUUGAUUGAUGAUACCAAGACAAGGCGACAAGUUAUUCGUCAUCUGAAAUACCUGGGACUUAUUAAGGAUUUGAAGGAGCUUCGCCAUAAACCCACCAGGACCCGAGUUCUUAUCGACUGGCGGGAAGAAGAAGAGGCUGAGCUGCGACAAUGGUACAAUCAGUUUAGAGAUGCAACAGACGUUCUUAGCCGUAUCGUAGAGAACUUGACAAUAAAACGGCCCCGGCAUCGUGUGGUGGAGAAAAUGUUACAGAUGGGCUUGGUUAACGACCGUAAACAGCUACGGAAGAAGCAAGUGAGAAAAACAGCGGACGAAAAACAGCGGAAGUCAAAACCGAGAUCUAAAACGAAAGCAAAUGAUAGCGACAACGACGAAGAAGAGGUUGAAGGAGAAUUCUUUCAAGACGAGAUGGAAUCUGAAAGUGAGAUCGAAUCACAAGAUGUAUUCGAUACUUGCGAAACCAUUGAUUCUUCCAAAUUUAAAGACCUAUUGCAGAAAGUUUUGGAAUCAGGAUUAGAACCAGGACUCCAGUGGCUAAAAUUAUCUCUGGAAAGCGCAAUAGAGGAUCGAGAAGACGAAGAUGAAAAUGAUGACGAGCCGGAAGCCGUACCUCUUGUUCCACUCACUGAAGACCACCACCAAGCAUUGACCAAUCAAGACUUCUGUAAGUUAAUGAAAACUAUGGGAAUUUGCUCGCCUGCAAAUGAACAGGAAACUUUUUGGCGAAUUCCAGUAAAUUUGAGUGUCAGAAUGUUGAGAACAAGAGUAAAUGUUUUGAACAAAGCGAUCUCAGGAGAUUUCACAUCUGCAGAAACUUCGAACAGCACAAAGAAAUUAAAUCCUCGAUACCAGAUGUUGUCGAAUCUGGCGAAAAGCAAGCAGGCUUCAGGGGAAGUUCACGAUGAUAAUGUAUUAGGACUACAGGACAAGCCUAAUCCUAAAAAAAAUUCCAUUAAGGAAAUUAGUAGCGACCGAAGGAGCGAGUUAAAGAGGUCAAAGAGGUCGUUGGAGGAAUCAUCUGAUGAAGAAAGCACAGGCAGCGAAAGUGUAGAGCCAUUUGCAGAAAGCGAUCGCCUUACCAGCGGCAAGUCGAGCUUUAAUGACAGCAGAGCAAACGAAUCUAAUCUUAGAAGCAGCCUGCAGGAACGGCCCAGUAAGAAGAGGAGGAUCGUUCGUUUGGAGGAAGAAAGUGACGACGACGUUCCUUUAUUACACAUUUCUCAAGUACAGAGAGAAGCCGAAGAAGAACUUAUGACCACUGGUGACUCUUUACAUCUUGAAGAUACUCAACCACCACAUGGUGAUAAAGAAAACUGGAAUAGUAGAGAGCUCAUUCAUGCAAGUACCAUGAGCGUGUUAAAUUCUGAUUCACACGAGGAUUCUGACUCUGACAUUGAAAAGAAUGUUUCACACAGAAAAUUGAAGAAGCACGUGAUUGAAAGUGACGAUGAUGACGAAUGAGCUUAGAUCUUAAAAGAUAAUGAACGCCACCUAUAGUCUAAUGUAAAAGAUAAUGAACGACUCCUAUAGUCUAAUGUAAAAGAUAGUGAACGACUUGUGUAGUCUAAUGUAAAAGAUAGUGAACGACUCCUAUAGUCUAAUGUAAAAGAUAGUGAACGACUCCUAUAGUCUAAUGUAAAAGAUAGUGAACGACUCCUAUAGUCUAAUGUAAAAGAUAGUGAACGACUUGUGUAGUCUAAUGUUUUAUAAUUUUUCAAGCUUUUCCUAAAAACAUCGAAUACUAUAUUUGAAAUUUUGU